CGUGUCAUCUCCCGGCGGCCUCCGCGCAUCGGGGGCCAAUGCGGACCGUCCCGCCGGCGGUCUAGACCCUCUCGGACCCCUCCCGCCCUCUCACGGCCGAAGCCCUCUCCAGGACGGGUGGUGGCCGCCCAGCGGAGCUCGGCCGCACCGCUCUUCGCCCCGAAGGGACCUUGCUGGUCGCAGCGAACCGACCCUUCCUUCAUGCUGCAGUGCCGCAACAUUUCCGCCACCGAGGGGGGAGAGCGGCCGCGAUCCCAAACCAAACGCAAGAAUUGGCGUGUGACUCAUCUGCCUGGACACCUCCAGUCCCCAAACUGUCUUCCAGGAGUUUUCUUGGCCGACGCUGUCCGAUGUGUGAGCCUUUCCUUCCCAAGGAAGAAGAUGGAUUGAGAGCUGCCAGUUGGGGACUUUUUGUCAUCAGGGCGGUGCUGGGUUUGAGAGGAGGUGAUGGGGCUGGCGCUGGCUCGUCUUCUCACUCCAGUGAAGAGUUGUUGAUGUCCACUGGUUAUGCUCAGACCAUGCGCAGUUUGUUUUAAUACAGAAUUUUGGGGAGGAUAGGGCUGUAGGCUUGUGAAGAAGGGCAGUCCGGAUCCGGUGGAACUCCUUUGUCCUGCGGUAGGAGGGACACCCCAGUCUGUCCUCGAUGCCGUCAGCCUUGGCCAUCUUCACUUGCCGCCCGAACUCGCACCCGUUUCAGGAGCGUCAUGUCUACCUGGACGAGCCCAUUAAAAUCGGCCGCUCCGUGGCCCGCUGUCGACCCGCGCAGAAUAAUGCUACCUUUGAUUGCAAAGUGCUGUCAAGGAAUCAUGCUCUGGUCUGGUUUGAUCACAAGACGGGCAAGUUUUAUCUCCAAGACACUAAAAGUAGUAAUGGUACCUUUAUAAAUAGCCAGAGAUUGAGUCGAGGCUCUGAAGAAAGUCCACCAUGUGAAAUUCUUUCUGGUGACAUUAUCCAGUUUGGAGUAGAUGUGACAGAGAACACACGGAAAGGUACGGUUACCCAUGGGUGUAUUGUUUCUACAAUAAAACUUUUUCUACCAGAUGGUAUGGAAGCUCGACUCCGCUCAGAUGUCAUCCAUGCUCCAUUACCAAGUCCUGUUGACAAAGUUGCUGCUAACACUCCAAGUAUGUACUCUCAGGAACUAUUCCAGCUUUCUCAGUAUCUACAGGAGGCCUUACACCGGGAACAGAUGUUGGAACAGAAGUUAGCCACGCUCCAGCGGCUACUAGCCAUCACCCAAGAGGCUUCCGACACCAGUUGGCAGGCUUUAAUAGAUGAAGAUAGACUCUUAUCACGGUUAGAAGUUAUGGGAAACCAAUUACAGGCAUGCUCCAAAAAUCAAACAGAAGAUAGUUUACGGAAAGAACUCAUAGCAUUACAAGAAGAUAAACACAACUAUGAGAUGACAGCCAAAGAGUCUCUGAGGCGGGUUCUGCAGGAGAAAAUUGAAGUGGUUAGAAAACUUUCAGAAGUUGAGCGAAGUCUGAGUAAUACUGAAGAUGAAUGUACUCACCUGAAAGAAAUGAAUGAACGGACUCAGGAAGAAUUAAGAGAAUUAGCCAAUAAGUAUAAUGGAGCAGUUAAUGAGAUUAAAGAUUUAUCUGAUAAACUGAAGAUAGCAGAGGGGAAACAAGAAGAAAUCCAACAGAAAGGACAAGCUGAGAAAAAAGAAUUACAACAUAAAAUAGAUGAAAUGGAAGAAAAAGAACAAGAGCUCCAGGCAAAAAUAGAAGCUUUGCAAGCUGAUAAUGACUUCACCAAUGAAAGGCUAACAGCUUUACAAGUACGGUUAGAACAUCUUCAGGAGAAAACUCUUAAAGAAUACAGCAGUUUAGGGAUACAAGUUGAUGACUUCUUACCUAAAAUAAAUGGAAGCACAGGAAAAGAGCGCUUGCUUUCAGAGAGUGGCGGGGACUGCACUUUUAUUCAUCAGUUCAUAGAAUGCCAGCAGAAGCUGAUCGUCGAGGGGCAUCUAACCAAAGUGGUAGAAGAAACAAAGCUUUCAAAAGAAAAUCAAGCAAGAGCAAAGGAAUCUGACUUAUCAGAUACUCUGAGUCCAAGCAAGGAAAAAAGUAGUGACGACGCUACAGACGCUCAAAUGGAUGAGCAAGACCUAAAUGAACCGCUUGCCAAAGUGUCCCUAUUGAAAGAUGACUCGCAGGGUGCACAUUCAGAAAUUGAGGCAAAACAAGAAAUUCAGCAUCUUCGCAAGGAAUUGAUUGAAGCCCAGGAGCUAGCUAGAGCAAGUAAACAAAAAUGCUUUGAACUUCAAGCUCUUUUGGAAGAAGAAAGAAAAGCCUAUCGAAAUCAAAUUGAGGAAUCCACUAAACAAAUACAGGUUCUUCAAGCCCAACUGCAGAGGUUACACAUCAAUAUUGAGAAUCUCCGGGAGGAGAAGGACAGUGAAAUCACAAGCACUCGAGAUGAACUGCUUAGUGCCCGAGAUGAAAUUCUGCUUCUUCAUCAAGCAGCAGAAAGGGCUGCCUCUGAGCGGGACACUGACAUUGCUUCUUUACAAGAAGAGCUUAAGAAGGUGCGAGGUGAGCUUGAGCGGUGGCGGAAAGCAGCGUCUGAGUAUGAGAAAGAAAUCACAAGUCUGCAAAACAGUUUUCAGCUUCGAUGUCAACAGUGUGAAGACCAGCAGAGAGAGGAAGCAACAAGGCUACAAGGUGAACUAGAGAAGUUGAGAAAGGAAUGGAAAUUAUUGGAAACUGAAUGCCAUUCUCUAAAAAAGGAAAAUGUUUUGCUAUCAUCAGAACUGCAGCGGCAAGAAAAAGAAUUGCACAAUUCUCAGAAGCAGAGUUUAGAGCUUACCAGUGAUCUCGGCAUCCUUCAAAUGACAAGGAAAGAGCUUGAAAAUCAGAUGGGAUCCUUGAAAGAACAGCAUCUUCGGGAUUCGACUGAUUUAAAAACUCUUCUCAGUAAGGCUGAAAACCAAGCAAAGGAUGUACAGAAAGAGUAUGAAAAGACACAGACUGUACUCUCAGAACUGAAGUUGAAGUUUGAAAAGACUGAGCAGGAAAAACAAUCAAUCACAGAUGAGCUCAAACAAUGUAAAGACAACCUGAAGCUGCUCCGAGAAACAGGAAAUAAUCCUUCCAUAUUACAACCCGUCCCAGCCGUAUUCAUCGGCCUAUUCCUGGCUUUCCUGUUUUGGUGUUUCGGUCCAUUGUGGUAGAGAAAGAAACCCUGGCCCUGGAUGCCCAUGUUGGCUGCCCUGGUUGCAGUAACAGCCAUCGUGCUGUACGUGCCAGGUCUGGCCAGAGCUUCUCCAUGAGAGUGUUUCUUGAGUCCGUACACCGUCCUCCCUCUAGAAGCUGGCAUCACACUCAUGCUGGGGAUAAACAGAACCAUUUUCUUCCUUUUUACCUCUUAAAACAGCAGACAGAAGUGCAAGAAUACAGCUGUAGGGUCAUUGCUUUAAAUUAUAUAAAAUGUAUCUGUCUAUAAAGAGAAUAUAAAAUUGUGACUUUAUUGUAAGCAAUAACUUGCUUGCAAUUUUUCAUGUAAUUUUUAAAUUAGUAUGUUGGGGUUCUGAAUAUUAUGGUGGCCUAAAGUAGGCUUCUUGGUACACCAGAUUAUUUAUAACAUUAAAUUUAUGGGUAUUUUACUCUCAAUUCUGAAGGCCAGAUAAUUCACUUUUCUGAUUCGUUAAUUACCCAAACCAAACAACCGAUGUAUACAUGGGAAGAGAGGCCCUGUGUGCUCAGUGCCUAUCAGUUUGAAAUAUAUACACAUAUAUAUAUUUUUUACAUAUUUACGCCAUUUUUACUUGUUAUAAAACCACUGAGCUAUUGGGAACAAGACUUAGAGACAACUCUUUGUGUGGAUUUUUUUUUUUUUUUUUUCUUAAGGAGAAAUAAUACACUUGGAAAGUAUUCUGCUCUAGUGAUACUUUGGGCAAUAUGUGCACGCUUGUUUAGCCUUAAUGUGACUUGACGAUGUGGAGGACAUCAACUUUGAAAAACUUUCCAUGAGAGUAUUUUCUCAAGCAAACUGAAGAAUUUCUGGAAGCAAAAACAUAGAAAUUAUAUAAUUUCAGUGCAGUAAACCAAACUGUUGAGUCAAUUGGAAUGUAAUUUAUUAAACCUCAUGUAUUUAAAGAGAUAUUUUCUUUAAAGCCAAGUUACUUUUUCAUAUACAGCAUUUUAGGAAGCAUGAUUUUUUUUUUUCUAUCAUCUCUUCCUCCAAAGCAUGUUUAAUUGAAGAAAGAAUUAAUUUCUCUUUAGAUAAGCUUUUACUGACUUAAUUUGAUUAUGGUUAUUUCAAAGCUAAUUAAUGUUCGAAGUAUACUGUUGUUACCUACCAACAGAUUUCCUGGUUGGAUAUGCAAAUGGUUAUUUUCUUUUAAUUGUUAAUUGGUAUGUUCUGUUAAUGAGAAGCACUAUUCCCAAGAUUAAUAGCGUUCCAGGCUCAGUGAAGCACCUAAACACUGCUUGAUAUAUAAAUUUAAAACACAGAGGUGGUUUUGUGUAGCACCACAGUCAUGUCAAUAAAGUUUGUUUAGAUCAUAGAAUCUAUCCUAAAGUAUCGCAUAGCUAAAUUUUUCAGUCAAUGAAGGCCAGGAGGCGAUGUCAAUGAACUGGCUUGAAUGUUCUGUGGCAAUCCACAGGCCUAGCCAAAUAUUGAAAUAGAAGUUUAGGAUAUAAUUUGCCUUGUGAUGUUUGGCAGUCACUGUUUGUACUUUAAAGGUUAUGUUUUAAGCUAUUCGGGAUUGGCUGUUGGGAGGAUCACUAGAUUUAUGGAGGAAUUAGUCACAGAUGACUUGUAGGAAAUACUGUCAUAUAUAGUUCAUUUCAUCAUUUUCUGUUGCAGGAAGCCACUCCACCACAGAAUGCUAAUAUGCCAGUGGUACCCAGUACCUCUUGUAUAUAGGUUAUUGCAAAUAUUGUUCUGAAAUGCUUAACUUCAGAAUUACAUUUUUUAAAGUAAAUAAUUGUUUUAAAUCUAUUUUGUAAAGAUAUAAAGUACAAUAGAAUUUCUGGAGUACAGAUUAAACUAUUUGCACUAACACACGUGAUGUGCAUGAUUUAAUAAAAUAAUUUACUCCCUA
Molecule: messenger RNA, 5053 nt
Organism: Pipistrellus kuhlii (Kuhl's pipistrelle)
Lineage: Eukaryota; Metazoa; Chordata; Mammalia; Chiroptera; Vespertilionidae
Gene: SLMAP
Product: sarcolemma associated protein
Exons: 24
Coding region: 644-3178 (844 amino acids)
Biological process (GO): regulation of membrane depolarization during cardiac muscle cell action potential; single fertilization; regulation of voltage-gated sodium channel activity
Cellular component (GO): acrosomal membrane
Molecular function (GO): protein binding
Source: RefSeq, a predicted model, not a curated record